Molecule: messenger RNA, 1182 nt
Organism: Xiphias gladius (swordfish)
Lineage: Eukaryota; Metazoa; Chordata; Actinopteri; Istiophoriformes; Xiphiidae
Exons: 2
Coding region: 136-960 (274 amino acids)
Source: RefSeq, a predicted model, not a curated record
ACUGUCAUUCUGUCACACUUCAUUUAAACAUCACUCAUCUCUCUUUACUUGCAGCACAGUUCAUACAUACUCAUUCGCACAAAAACCUAUUCUUCCUGCAUCUAUAUCAAGACCACCAAAAGUGUAAAUACCAACAUGAGUGGUCUCCUCCUUCUAAUGUACUGCAUAGAAAUCCUGGGGGCGCAGCUGUGUGAAGCUCAGGGCAGCAAAGAAAUCGCUAUGGGUGAUACAACUCCCACUGGUCAAGAAAGUCUUCUCCCAACGAUACAAGACAACAGUUCAGCAUCUCCAGCUCAUCUCGCCAGUGCUUCCAUGGGCGUGUCUGAAGCCAGCAGCUUGAUGAACACAGAGACAAUUACAGCACUUUAUAGCACUUUACCCGCACCUGCCCCAAAGUAUCCCAUGACCCCUACUACCACCACCACCGUACCUAACAGGUUGUUUUACAGAGAGGAAUGUCUCACAGUGUUCAUGGUGUCUGGCGGACUGAUCAUAGGCUGUAGUAUUCUGCUGAUUUCUACUUUGUUGUUGACAUGGAAGGUGUGGCAGUUGAGCAGGCGCCUCAAGAUGCUGAGCAACAACGCUGACAUGAUCAGCAACUCUGAAUACUGGAUGGGAACUGCCAAGAAGCACAAAAGCAACUCAGAGACAGAAGCCAAAGAGACCAGCAUACUAAUGGCUGACUUCAGCCAAACACAGGAGGAUGGUGGUACCACCAAAGAAGAAGGGGGGAAGGUAGAAAGGGAUGGACAAAUGGGAGAAGAAAACAAGAAGGGGGUUGGAGACACUGCCAACAGGGAGGAAACUUCAGCAGGUGAGAAUAAGAAGGAGACACCUGUAACUGUUGCUGAAAAUUCUUCCUCCUCAAAGCAGCAAGAGGAUACCGCCGAUUCCCAGUCCACCAAAGCUGUCGGUGCAUCCUCCACUGAGGGCACAGAGGAACCAUUAGAUGUCGUGUAGAGUUUUGCGUAUGUUUCCUGAGCCACUGCUUUCACUUCUCUGUAGCUUUACAACAACUUCACUGUAAAUAAGGCAUACUCCUUUUUCAGCAGCUUUUUCUUCACAGUAAUUUGAACAACUGUGUGUGUUGCUAAAUCUGUCAAACUGAGCACUGAGAAUUGUGUGUUUUGAAUAUUAAAAUAUAUUAAUAUUAUAAUACACUUUUGUGCAGGUCAAUUUGUG